Messenger RNA from Candidozyma duobushaemuli, 1038 nucleotides. RefSeq lists its product as uncharacterized. Lineage: Eukaryota; Fungi; Ascomycota; Pichiomycetes; Serinales; Metschnikowiaceae. The coding region runs from base 1 to 1038 and encodes 345 amino acids. The record is from RefSeq and is a predicted model, not a curated record. Gene Ontology annotation, cellular component: nucleolus; small-subunit processome. The transcript has a single exon. Gene Ontology annotation, biological process: maturation of SSU-rRNA from tricistronic rRNA transcript (SSU-rRNA, 5.8S rRNA, LSU-rRNA).
AUGUCUUCCGUCAACGAGCUCCUCAAGGGCAUUGUGGCGUCGCUAGAGCAGACGGAAAGCGCCGUCAAGGACGUGGAUGGCAAAUACGUCGUUCACGAAAAAGAGUACCUCCCCACGAUGAUCCAGGACCUCGUGGAAAAGUCGUCCUCAUCGCUCGAGGGCAUGUCGCUUCUUUCGUUGAAAAACGAAGCUCUCCUUUCAUAUGUCAACUCGUUGGUGCUUGUGCUUUUGAGCCACUUGGAAAGACUAAGGCUGCUGGCCAAGGAGGAGAAGGUCGAGGCUGCUAAACGCAAAGCAGUGGAAAGCUCGGUCCAACAGAGAGUGUGCUUGGAAAAAGGUAUCAAGCCGUUAGAGAAGAAGUUGACGUACCAGCUUGACAAGAUGGUCAGGUCAUUCCACAAGAUGGAGGAGGACAACGCCAGGAUGGAGCAGAAAGUCGCCGAGGCGGCUGAAAACGGAGAGGAGGAGAAGGGCUCUGAAAGUGAGGCAGACGACGACUCUGAAGAAGAUUCAGAGGAUGACGACGACGCUCUUCUGUAUAGACCAGACGCUUCGGCGCUCAAGAACAUGGCCAAGGCGUCCUUGGCUAAGAACAAGGGAGAAGGUGACGGAAAAUACAGACCUCCUAAGAUCUCUGCCGCUGCUAUGCCCACGAAAGACUUUGACGACCGUGCUAUUUCCGCCAAAUCAAAGAGAAAGUUGCAAAGUAUGGAGGAGUACCUCCGGGAGUCGUCCGACUUGCCCCAGGCCGAGGCCUCUAUUGGUUCUGCCAUUUUGGGCCAUGGUAGAGGUGGCGUGAAAACAAGCAGAGACAGCCAGAAAGAAAAAGAAAUCCAGCGAUACGAGGAGGCCAAUUUCACCAGAUUGCCUUCGACAGCAACGAAAAAGACACACAGACAGAAAAUGGCCGAAAGAGCCAACACUUUUGCCGGUGAAGACUGGUCCAUGUUCAACAACAACAGAUCGCUCAAGGAGGGAACUUCAAGAAAAAGAAAGGGCGGCUCUGCCUGGGACAGAGCCAAGAAGCUGCGCCGCUAG